Messenger RNA from Vigna unguiculata (cowpea), 875 nucleotides. Its product is annotated as heat shock factor-binding protein-like. NCBI's taxonomy places the organism in Eukaryota, Viridiplantae, Streptophyta, Magnoliopsida, Fabales, Fabaceae. Gene Ontology annotation, cellular component: cytosol; nucleus. The record is from RefSeq and is a predicted model, not a curated record. Gene Ontology annotation, molecular function: transcription corepressor activity. Gene Ontology annotation, biological process: cellular heat acclimation.
AGCAGAUUUGUUUAUCAAUGAAUAAAUUCAAAUAAAAGAAAAAGGCAGAUUGUUUAGGUAAGGAGAAAUCAGAAAGAGGAUAAUAUAAUAAAAAUAGAAAAUCUAAGUAGAAAUUAUUUCAAAAAUAAUUUCUGAAAUAAGUGUCAUGAAGAUGAAUAGAAGGGAGUGAUUUCACUGUUAAGUAAGCAGAGUGGAAGUCUGCACUUAUUUUCUUGUGGUAUAGACUUUGAAAGCAGUUGAAGGAGUUGGAAGUGAAAUUUUAAUCAUAGCAUGGACGGACACGAUUCUGAAGACCCAAAGCAAAGCACUGCUGAUAUGACAGCUUUUGUGCAAAAUCUUCUUCAACAGAUGCAAAUUAGGUUCCAGACAAUGUCUGACUCCAUAAUUACAAAGAAUAUCCUUUUUAUUCUUAUGAUAAUAUUGAAUGCACUUGAUGAGAUGGGAAACCGUAUAAAUGAGUUGGAACAAAGCAUCAAUGAUCUAAGAGCAGAGAUGGGAGUGGAGAGCACUCCAUCACCUGUGGCCCCUGUUGCCCGUGCUAAGCCAAAGGAAGAAGAGUCGAACAAAGAAGAAGGUCCUGCUUGAGUGACAUUUGUGUUCUAUUGUCUUGUUUUGUAUCUUGUCGUAAUAUCUGAAUUAGAUUUAAAAUUCAUUUCUUAAUACUUCUUAACACAUAGUUCAGGAUUCUGGAUUCUGUGACACUGUGUCUAGUGAACUUUGUCUAUGGUAGCUAAAAAUUACUGUUCAAACUAUGUAAAAUGCAAAGUCUCGACGUUGAUUUCUUGUGUUUUUGUAAUUGGUAUGUGCUAGAUUGGGUGCCAUGUGUUUGUGGAUGAUAUUUCCUAUACUUUAACUUGCUUGAUUACUUUAGUUUC